Molecule: messenger RNA, 825 nt
Organism: Symbiodinium necroappetens
Lineage: Eukaryota; Dinophyceae; Suessiales; Symbiodiniaceae
Source: the annotation of a GenBank genome assembly
GCACUCGCAGAUGCACUGAAGUCCAACUGUACGAUCACCCACGUCGACCUCGGUUACAACAGGAUCGGAGACGAGGGUGCCGAGGCACUGGCAGAUGCCUUGAAGUCCAACAACUGCACGGUCACCCACGUCAACCUCGAUUGGAACCAGAUCGGACCCGAGGGUGCCAAGGCACUCGCAGAUGCCUUGAAGUGCAACUGCACGGUCACCCACGUCAACCUCGAGGUUAACAAGAUCGGGGACGAGGGCGCCAAGGCACUCGCAGAUGCCUUGAAGGCCAACUGUACGCUCACCCACGUCAACCUCCGUUUCAACAUGAUCCGAGCCGAGGGCGCCGAGGCACUGGCACAUGCCCUGAACUCCAAUCGCACCGUCAUCCGCGUCGACCUGAGUGGCCACAUUAUCGGAGCCGAGGGCAUCAAGGCACUGGCAGCUGCCUUGAAGUCCAACUGUUCGAUCACCCACGUCGACCUCCGUGGCCACAAGAUCGGGGACGAGGGCGCCAAGGCGCUCGCAGAUGCUCUGAAAUCAAACAAGACCGUCACCGACAUCAAGCUCCAGCGCAACAAGAUCGGAGACGAGGGCGCCAAGGCGCUCGCAGAUGCCCUGAAAUCAAACAAGACCGUCACCGACAUCAACCUCGAUGGCAACAGGAUCGGAGACGAGGGUGCCAAGGCACUCGCAGAUGCCUUGAAGUCCAACUGUGCGGUCACCGACAUCAGUCUCGGUUACAACGAGAUCGGGGUCGAGGGCGCCAAGGCGCUCGCAGAUGUUCGGAAGUUCAACCAUGUUGUCGUCGUGAAGUUCCAAAAACAAGGUUUCUAG